Molecule: messenger RNA, 381 nt
Organism: Jatropha curcas
Lineage: Eukaryota; Viridiplantae; Streptophyta; Magnoliopsida; Malpighiales; Euphorbiaceae
Source: RefSeq, a predicted model, not a curated record
AUGGCCACCCCAUACUCACCAAUAAUAGAGCAUGAGGACGAAGGCUACGAAUAUGAUUACGAAGAAGAAGCAUCUUCAUCAAGUGGGUGCAAUUGCUUUCGAGUCUUCUGCUUCAGGAAAUUCAAGAAGGUGAAGGAGGUUUCAGAGGUAGUAGCAGGCCCAAAGUGGAAGACUUUCAUUAGAAAAAUUAGCCUGUAUUUCAACAAACAGAAGAAUAAUCAUCAUCAUAAUAAUAAUAGUCAGUUUCAAUAUGACCCGCAAAGCUAUGCUCUUAACUUCGAUGAUGGUGGUGCAGAUAGAAGAGAAGAAGAUGGUUUGCUUCUUCCUGCUUUCUCUUCUAGGUUUACUACUGUAAAUGAAAAACGUCAAAAUGGGCUGUGA